GAGAGAAAUCAUUGGACCAGGACCAUCCCUGGUGGCACCUAAAGUCUCACUCAUCCCAGGUCCAGGUACAGAAAAGCUGCCCUGCUUCAAAAAUCGCCAAGCUUGUGCCAACCUGUUCCAAACGUAGCCAACCUACGCCUCGCCUCAACAAGCCUCAUCCCCAUCGUCAGAUGUCUACUCCGCCACCAUAGGCUUCGUGGCUGUCUUGUCAAUUCGUCGUCACCUUCGUUUAUUUGCCAUCUGGCGAUCGUUUUCCCAUAUCAAUUAUUAAAGCUGGCUCUCGAUUAUACCAUUUUCAUAAACUCUGCUCGAAUUCCGAAUUCCGUCUCAUACCGCCUAGGUUAUACAUACAUCCAUCUGAAUUAAGCUAGCGACACUCGAUAACACGUUCACUAUUCCACCCGACACUUUUUCCUUUCUUGAUUGUUCUCCAAAACUAAGUCUCGGACACAAAACGAAUACAAUGUCUGACGCUAUAUCAUCGUUUCUCCGGAGGGUAAUUGUCGAAUCUCCUCCUGGAGAAUGGGCUGUGCGCCAGCUUCGCGAGCUUCUCAUUGGCGCCCUUAAGCAAGGUCCUAUCCCUCAACACGUUUCUUUUGAGAUGGACGGCAACCGACGAUAUGCUCGAAACCACAGAAUGGAGACCGUAGAGGGUCAUCACCGAGGAUUUGAGGCGCUGGCUAGGAUCAUGGAAAUUUGCUACAAGUCCGGAGUUAAGGUAGUGACUGUAUACGCCUUCAGUAUUGAGAACUUCAAUCGACCAAAAUAUGAAGUGGAGGGUCUGAUGGAGCUGGCCAAGAUCAAGCUGGAGCAGCUGACAAAAUAUGGCCAUAUCCUCGACCGUUACGGUGCCCGUGUGCGCGUCUUGGGCCAGCGCGAGAUGAUCCGAAGCGACGUUCUUGAAGUGGUCGACAAGGCUGUCGCGAGAACCAAGCACAACAACAAGGCCGUUCUGAACAUUUGCUUCCCAUACACCUCGCGAGCCGAGAUCACUUCCGCAGUGAAAUCAACAGUGCAAGAGUUUCUCGCUCCCACACCUCCUCGAAGCACACCCUUCUCCCCAUCUCGAAUUCGACAGAAGAUCCUUUCGCGCCAGCUGGACGGUCGCGAGGGGCUACCUACAAUCCCGGAUGUCCUCCCCGAAGAGGUCGAACCAUUAGAUGGAGAUGAUGCCAAGAAGGACAGCGAUGGAGAUUCCUCAUCGCCUACACUGCAACCCGACUCCCCUCCUCCUCGGCUGCGCGCAAGAAACAGCGCUGCCAGCCUUUUGGGCUUACCAAACCCCGAAACAAUUACAGCCGAGACCUUGGACAAGCACAUGUACACUGCAAACGACCCGCCUCUAGAUAUCUUUGUACGAACCAGCGGAGUGGAACGCCUCAGCGACUUCAUGCUCUGGCAAUGCCAUCAGGAUACACAGAUCUUCUUCGUCGAUACUUUGUGGCCUGACUUCGACCUCAAGGACUUCAUCUGGCUUUUGCUCGAGUGGCAAUGGAGGCAGAAGCAGAAGGAUCGCGACGAGGCAGUGGUUCGGCCUUCUUCUGUUACAGCGUGAUUUGAUUCUGGUGGCAGUGAUACCCUGGUUGAGUAGAAAAUCCAAACAGCUUUCAUCAUAAGCAGUCUUGGGAUGGUUGAGAAAGGCGUGUGAAUUUGAAGAUUCUGGUGUUAGUUUUGCUGGGGUUAGUGAGCGAUAGACUUUAAUACGCUCACAAUACCAUUUUCUUAGUUUGUACAAGAUAAGCUUGUUUGCGUUGGUUCUAUACUGGUUCAAUCACUGGUUCUUUGUAAACAGAUCUUUCAUCA
Fusarium oxysporum Fo47 is the source of this 1803-nucleotide messenger RNA. Its product is annotated as Decaprenyl diphosphate synthase-like protein. The transcript is spliced from 3 exons. The record is from RefSeq and is a predicted model, not a curated record. Gene Ontology annotation, molecular function: ditrans,polycis-polyprenyl diphosphate synthase [(2E,6E)-farnesyl diphosphate specific] activity. Lineage: Eukaryota; Fungi; Ascomycota; Sordariomycetes; Hypocreales; Nectriaceae. Bases 464 to 1555 code for a protein of 363 amino acids. Gene Ontology annotation, cellular component: endoplasmic reticulum; lipid droplet; dehydrodolichyl diphosphate synthase complex.